Messenger RNA from Guillardia theta CCMP2712, 2465 nucleotides. RefSeq names its product peptide chain release factor 1. The record is from RefSeq and is a predicted model, not a curated record. Gene Ontology annotation, biological process: cytoplasmic translational termination. The coding region runs from base 4 to 1368 and encodes 454 amino acids. The transcript is spliced from 10 exons. Gene Ontology annotation, cellular component: translation release factor complex; cytosol. Lineage: Eukaryota; Cryptophyceae; Pyrenomonadales; Geminigeraceae. Gene Ontology annotation, molecular function: translation release factor activity, codon specific; sequence-specific mRNA binding.
AGGAUGUCUGAUGCUGAUGAUCAAGCUGCGCGCGAUGCCGCCAUUGAGCAAUGGAAGAUCAAGAAGCUGAUUAAGAAUCUCGAUGCUGCCCGCGGAAACGGAACUUCUAUGAUCUCCUUGAUCGUUCCUCCCAAGGAUCAGAUUGCUCGUGUCAGCAAAAUGCUUGGCGAUGAGUACGGCACAGCAUCCAACAUCAAGUCCCGAGUCAACAGAUUGUCCGUUCUCUCUGCAAUCACCUCCACCCAACAGCGCCUGAAAUUGUACAACCGAGUUCCGAACAACGGGCUCGUGCUGUACUGCGGCACUGUGCUCACGGAGGAUGGUAAAGAGAAGCAGGUCACCAUCGACUUCGAGCCUUUCAAGCCGAUCAACACUUCUCUUUAUCUCUGCGACAACAAGUUCCACGUCGAGGCGCUUCAAGAGCUGCUCGAGUGUGACGACAAGUUCGGCUUCAUUGUGAUGGAUGGUAAUGGAACAUUGUUCGGCACUCUGAGCGGAAACACGCGCGAAGUUCUGCACAAGAUGUCCGUUGAGCUUCCCAAGAAGCACGGGCGUGGUGGUCAGUCUGCCCUUCGUUUUGCUCGUCUCCGUCUUGAGAAACGUCACAACUACGUCACUAAGGUUGCGGAGAUGGCCACUCAGCUUUUCAUCACCAACGACAAGUGUAAUGUGUCUGGGUUGGUGGUUGCUGGUUCAGCAGAGUUCAAGACUGUGCUUGUAGAGGCGGAGAGGUUCGAUCAACGUCUUGCAGCGAAGGUUUUGAUGGUUGUUGACGUCUCGUACGGUGGAGAGAAUGGAUUCAACCAGGCAAUCGAGUUGUCUGCGGAGGUGUUGUCCAACGUCAAGUUCCUCCAAGAGAAGAAGGUCAUCAAGAAGUAUUUCGAUGAAAUCGCUCAGGACACCGGGAAGAUUUGCUUUGGAGUCGACGACACACUGAAGUGUCUCGAGGCCGGCGCGAUCGAAACUUUGAUUGUUUGGGAAUCUUUGGAACACAUCCGAUUCGUUCUGAGAAGUCCUGUGAGCGGAGAAGAGGAGACCCUUGUCUUGACUCCGAUCAAGGCCAAGGACCACAAGUACUUCAAGGAUGAGGCAAAUAGUUGCGAUAAGGAAAUAUUGGACAAGACAGAGUUGGUGGAAUGGCUGUCUACGAAUUAUAACAAGUUCGGUUGCAAGCUGGAGAUUGUGUCGAACAAGUCCCAAGAAGGAUCUCAGUUCUCCAAGGGGUUUGGAGGUAUUGGAGGAUUCUUGCGCUAUCGCUGUGACUUCUUGGAGCACGACGUAUUCGAGGGCAUGGAGGACAAGUCCCCCGUUCCUUCCGACGACGACGACUACGGCGAUGACGACAUUGAUAUCGAUGACUUUAUGUAAGCUGCAGGAGCCGACUAACUCUCCAGCUCUUCAUUGUUAAACGAUCAAGUAGUACUCACGGUUGCGAUGGUUACUGCAACGUGACCAGUGGUAUGGUGUAUAAAUAUCCGGCGAAGAAGUUGUAUGGGUAAAGAAGUGAAACCUCCUUACGGCUCUGCAGAGAUAGCUCUUGUGACCUGUGUUGCUGUGCCUUUUGUGUAUUGGAACCAAACAGAUUACUUGAAAUUCAUGAUACGAGCAAACUUCUCGCCCACAAGAGAAGCUCCGCCAACGAGAGCUCCGUCGAUAUCGGGGCAUGCCAUGAGCUGGUCGACAUUGUCGGGGGUCACACUUCCACCAUAAAGGAUACGAACAGAUUCAGCGGUCGCCUUGUCAUAGUUCUGCUCAAGCCAUUGACGGACGUAGUUGUGCACGUCCUGAGCGAUCUCAGGGCUUGCAGUGUAGCCUGUUCCGAUGGCCCACACAGGCUCAUAGGCCAGCACAACAUUGGCAAGCUGCUCCUUGGUAACUCCGGCCAGACCCUCGGCAAGCUGCUUGGCGCAAACUUCUUUGUUCUUCUUGGCCUCGAACUCUGCCUUGGUCUCUCCGAUGCACAGGCAGGCGACGAGACCAGAGUCGAUGGUCAUCUUCACCUUCUUGUUGAUCAUGGCGUUGGACUCUGAGGCGAUGUUGCCGUGUCGCCUCUCGCUGUGUCCGAUCAAGACGUACUUGCAACCGAUGGACUCAACCUGCUUGAUCGAAACGCCGCCAGUGAAGGCUCCCUUCUCCUCGGUGAAGAUGUCCUGGGCGCCGAUCUUAACCUCGCUAUCCUUGCAGAUUUGUGCGCAGGUGGCGAGGAACGGAUGGGGGCAGCAGAUGCAGAUGUCGACGCCCUUCUUCACAGACUUGGCGCUCUCCACCACAGAGGACGCAAGGGCCUUGGCUUCAUCCAUGGUUUCCGGGUUCAUCUUCCAGUUCCCGGCAAUCAGGAACCUGCGAUCUCCUCCUCCACGGAGCUGCAUGACAGGAGAAGAGUAGAACCCUGCUGCUUCAGCACCAGCCGCCGCCAUCACCAUCGCUACCGCCGCCUUCAUCGCCAUGUUGGCAAUACACCUCUU